CACAACUCAUAUAUAUAUGCUAUAUACUUCCCAAACUUAUAACCACUUAAUAACGAGAUCUAAAAAGAAAACCGUUAAGAAAAAAAAUAUUGAAAAUGGAGUUUCAAACUACCUUAUUUUCUGAAAACCAAAGUCAAGACUCUUCUUCAACAACAUCAUGGAGCUCACAAGAAUCAUUCUUGUGGGAAGAUAGUUUCUUACAUCAAUCAUUUAGCCCUUCCUACUACUUUGAUGACUUCUCCACAUUUGAAUCAUCAAUCGUCAAAGAAGAAGAAGAUGCCACCGUACCGGUCAAGCAGCAGGAGGAGGAGGAGAGGUCAUACAGAGGAGUGAGGAAGAGGCCGUGGGGGAAAUACGCAGCCGAGAUAAGAGACUCAACGAGGAAAGGGAUAAGAGUGUGGCUCGGUACGUUCGACACUGCGGAAGAGGCGGCUCUCGCUUAUGAUCAGGCUGCUUUCGCUUUGAAAGGCGAUCUUGCCGUACUCAACUUCCCUGUAGAAGUUGUUAAGGAGACUCUGUGGAACAUGGAGAAUGUCAAUUUCAACGACGGAGAGUCUCCGGUGAUAGCUUUGAAGAGAAAACACUCCAUGAGAAACCGGCCUAGAGGAAAGAAGAAGUCUUCUCCUUCUUCUUCCUUGUCUUCCACUUCUUCUUCCUCGUACUCUUCUUCUUCCUCUUCGUCUUCUUCUUUGUCAUCAAGAAGUAGAAAACAGAGUGUUGUUACGAAUCAAGAAAGUGAUACAUCGGUUGUGGUUUUUGAGGAUUUGGGUGCUGAAUACUUAGAAGAGCUUAUGAUAUUAUGUUCAUGAAUCUGUACUUCCACAAUUUCAUGAAAUUUGAGUGAACUCUUUUUUUUUUUAAUAUAGUUUAUUGUUUAUCCGAUUAAUAAGUUUUGGAAGAUAUGUGAUGGCGAUGUUGGAAGUGUAUCGACAGUAUGUAAAUCACUCUACCUUAUUGCUUAUAAUUUCUUAAUAUUUUUUAAUGAGUUCUAAAACUGUAUGUAUGAUUA
Molecule: messenger RNA, 1009 nt
Organism: Raphanus sativus (radish)
Lineage: Eukaryota; Viridiplantae; Streptophyta; Magnoliopsida; Brassicales; Brassicaceae
Product: ethylene-responsive transcription factor ERF094
Biological process (GO): ethylene-activated signaling pathway; regulation of DNA-templated transcription
Molecular function (GO): DNA-binding transcription factor activity; DNA binding
Source: RefSeq, a predicted model, not a curated record